CGCUGGUCUGCUCUCCGUGGAGCCGUCAGGGCAGCACUGCUCUGCUCUCCGUGGCUGAGAGAGGGGACAAUAGAAACCUCAAGUCCAGAGCCAUGGAAGAAGACAAUAAUUUGGGGAAACCUUUGGAAGAGAGGAGAGGGAAGCUGACUGUUGUCCUGAUGUUGGCUACCCUCAUAUCUGCCUUUGGAUCAUCCUUCCAGUAUGGAUACAACGUGGCUGUGAUCAACUCUCCAUCGCAGUUCAUACAACAGUUCUACAACACUACCUACGUGGAGCGUUACAGCGGACCUAUGGAGGACAGCUUCCUCACCCUGCUGUGGUCUCUGUCUGUCUCCAUGUUCCCCCUGGGAGGGUUGUUUGGCUCACUGAUGGUGGCCCCGCUUGUCAACAAACUAGGAAGGAAAGGCACCCUCCUCUUCAAUAACAUCUUCUCCGUUGUUCCUGCUGUGAUGAUGGGAGUGAGCGAGAUCGCUAAGUCAUAUGAGAUCAUCAUCGUGGCUCGGAUUAUAGUGGGGAUCUGCGCAGGUCUUUCGUCCAACGUGGUGCCUAUGUACCUGGGUGAACUCUCUCCUAAGAACCUGAGAGGAGCGAUCGGUGUCGUGCCUCAGCUCUUCAUCACCAUCGGGAUCCUCAGUGCACAGGUGUUAGGCAUCAGGAGCAUUCUGGGAAACAACACAGGCUGGCCUCUCAUGCUGGGUCUAACAGGUAUCCCUGCCCUGGUAGAGCUGUUGCUACUACCGUUCUUCCCAGAGAGCCCCAGGUACAUGCUGAUCCAGAGAGGAGACGACAAGACCGCCCGGAGAGCGCUGCAGCGUCUACGAGGCUGGGAGGAUGUGGACAGAGAGAUGGAUGAGAUGAGACUGGAGCACCAAUCAGAACAAGCCGAGGGCCGCCUGUCCGUCCUCAACCUCCUGUCCCUCCGCUCCCUGCGCUGGCAGCUCAUCUCCAUCGUAGCCAUGAACAUGGGUCAACAGCUGUCUGGGAUCAACGCGAUAUACUACUAUGCUGACAGUAUCUACAGCUCAGCGGGAGUCCCGGAGAGUGACAUUCAGUACGUCACAGUUGGAACUGGGGCUGUCAACGUCUUCAUGACCAUCACCGCGGUGUUCAUUGUGGAGGCCGCAGGCAGGAGGCUGCUCCUCCUCAUUGGGUUUGGGAUCUGCUGUGUGUCCUGUGCUCUCCUCACUGUGGCCCUCACCUUCCAGGAGAGUACGGAGAGGAUGCCCUACGUCAGCAUCGCCUGUGUCAUCGUCUAUGUUGUUGGACACGCGGUCGGACCCAGUACUAUUCCCUAUGUGGUGACCACAGAGAUGUUCCGCCAGUCGUCCAGACCAGCAGCCUUCAUGGUGGCAGGGUCGAUCCACUGGCUGUCCAACUUCACUGUGGGGCUGGUGUUCCCCUUCAUGGAGAGUGGCCUGGGCUCCAACAGUUUCAUCAUCUUCUGCUUCAUCUGCUUGGCGACACUGUUCUACAUCUGGCUGAUCGUCCCGGAGACCAAGAACAAGACCUUCCUGGAGAUCAGUCAGAUGUUCGCUGACAGGAACCAGGUGGAGAUACAGGUGGGAAAUGCUCCGUUGAAACCGGAGACCGGAGACGGCAAGGAAGGCGACGCAUUCAAGGUCACUGCCUUCUAAGGAGGAGGAUUGAGGCCGUUUAUUUAAGGACUCUGUUUGAGAGAAGAAAGGAGAAGAACAAAAAAACAACUGGUUGUUCUAUUUGAAGGUUGACAGACUGGACUGGAACCACUUGGUGUAAUUUGUAUUUAUUAAAUUAUACGCCCAAUGCAGAUGUUGUUAUGUCAAUACCAAAUCAUUUCUGGGCAACAGAAACAGCAAUGAAUCCCUUUGAAAGUGGCCUGUGUCAAAGUUGACUACAAAGUGUAAACAGGAUAAUUUUGGUCAUAAAGUCAGUCUCGUCUAAAAUGGAGUUCAAAUCAAAUUUUAUUUGUCACAUUCACAUGGUUAGCAGAUGUUAAUGUGAGUGUAGCGAAAUGCUUGUGCUUCUAGUUCCGACAAUGCAGUAAUAACCAACGAGUAAUCUAACCUAACAAUUCCACAACAACUACCUUAUGCACACAAGUGUAAAGGGAUGAAGAAUAUGUAAAUAAAGAUAUAUGAAUGAGUGAUGGUACAGAGCGGCAUAGGCAAGAUGCAGUAGAUGGUACCGAGUACAGUAUAUACAUAUGAGAUGAGUAAUGUAGGGUAUGUAAACAUAA
This is a messenger RNA of Oncorhynchus keta (chum salmon), 2215 nucleotides long. RefSeq names its product solute carrier family 2, facilitated glucose transporter member 5-like. The transcript has 12 exons. Gene Ontology annotation, molecular function: hexose transmembrane transporter activity. The record is from RefSeq and is a predicted model, not a curated record. NCBI's taxonomy places the organism in Eukaryota, Metazoa, Chordata, Actinopteri, Salmoniformes, Salmonidae. Gene Ontology annotation, biological process: monosaccharide transmembrane transport. Gene Ontology annotation, cellular component: membrane. The coding region runs from base 93 to 1634 and encodes 513 amino acids.